AUGAAGGUAAAGGCAGAUGAAGACAGUGACAGCUCUGAUUCUGGCACAUGGUCUCAUAUCCUAAAUGAAGAGAUCUGGAACAUGACCAGAUUAGCCUGCACACUUAGUUUCAAGAGAGCAAAAGUGUACCCACACAGUGCAUCUAAGUGCAUUGACAUCACUGGCCACUGUACUGAGUGCAACGCAAAAUUGUGCAUUUCCAGUGAGAGUCUACCAGAGGUGAACACACCAGCAGUGCUAAAAUGCAGAAUUGAUUACAUUGAUGACAGUCUUCAUACUGGAAAGGCAAAGCACAUGCUAUCUGGAGAGAAAAGACUGCCGGUCUCUGAAAAACUCUGGCAGGGUAAAAAACUGUGGCAAGCCACAGAGGCUUACAAGAUAAUGCCACUCGGUAACCCAGAUCCUACCCACCUACCAAGCCUGAGUACAUUAAGAAAAGCCAAACAAGAGAGAGGGGAUAGGGAGGAGUUUGUAACUGUGUGGGUACGUGAUCCUCGCCUUCACAAAGAGGAUUUUUGGCACACGCACACAGAUUAUGAGAUCUGUCUUCACACCAAUAGCAUGUGUUUUCGUAAGAAGACAUCCUGUGUGAGAAGGCGAUAUAGUGAGUUUGUGUGGCUUCGACAGAGGUUGCAGGACAAUGCUCUGCUCAUCCAUGUGCCUAAACUGCCCCCCGCCAAUCCUUUCUUUAGCCUCAACAACACAUUGCAGGUGACCCAGCGAAUGGAGGGACUGCAAAAGUUUCUGGAAGAGGUGCUGCACAUGCCCCUGCUGUUAUCAGACAGUCAUCUGCACCUAUUCCUUCAGUCCCAGCUGAGUAUCACCAAAAUGGAGGCAUGUGUACAAGGCCAGACACGUUAUACUGUGGCGGAGGCCAUCCAGCGCAGUGUGUGUGACACGCGGUUCCCUCUGGAGGAUGAGAGCAAAAGUUUCUCUGACUCCGACUCUGAAAGCUCCUCUUCGGUUCUCGCCUUUAGGGUUGACCCAGCCACUCCUAUAGAAAUGUCCUCUCAAGAUGGUAGACUUGCCCACCAUGUCUUGGCCAUGGAAUCACAGCCUGAACUUUUUAAAUGUUUAUCUACAGCUUCUAACAGCCAACAGGACCUGCAAUUGUAAAAUGCACUCAGUUACAAACAAACCCAGCUACAGAACACAUACAAGGAAGUUUUUUACUGCACACAUCCUCCAGUAUAAUGUUUACGACAGAAAGAAAAGUAAUCCUGUUAUUGUUAUGUAGUCUGUUAAAUGUUUCUUGUUUUGUUUUAGAAAAAUGUUCUUUCCUGAUGGCUGUUGCAAGCUGUCGAAGACAUUUUAUGUUUAGGUUUAGCUUCAAGUGCAAUAUGAACUGAGAAAAAAAUGAAUGUAAUGGCAGAAUUAAUAACUAACCCUGUAAAGCAUUGCUCUGGUCAGCAAUGUUCUAGUUCUCAGAAGACUUCCUAGUGUUUGCUUGUUUUUACAUUGUUCAUAGUUACCAGAGAUGUAAAGGAAACUAAAGGCACUGAUUUUAAAAAGAAUUAUUUAAGCAUUUACUUUUUUA
Trichomycterus rosablanca is the source of this 1537-nucleotide messenger RNA. It is a transcript of the gene snx10a, whose product is annotated as sorting nexin 10a. Gene Ontology annotation, cellular component: endosome. The record is from RefSeq and is a predicted model, not a curated record. NCBI's taxonomy places the organism in Eukaryota, Metazoa, Chordata, Actinopteri, Siluriformes, Trichomycteridae. Gene Ontology annotation, molecular function: phosphatidylinositol phosphate binding. The coding region runs from base 1 to 1116 and encodes 371 amino acids. The transcript has 6 exons. Gene Ontology annotation, biological process: intracellular protein transport; cilium assembly; vesicle organization.